UAUUUCAAAACCACCGCAUUCAAAUAACAUGGCGACAACGGGCAUGCAGCUGGUAGGCCUCAUCAUGUCCAUCCUGGGCUGGGUGGCUGGAGCGGUCGUGAUCCUGGUGCCGCUGUGGCGAGUCACUGCCUUCAUCGGCAACAACUUGGUGACCGCUCAAAUCAUCUGGGAAGGCCUAUGGAUGAAUUGCAUCGUGCAGAGUACGGGUCAGAUCCAGUGUAAGGUCUACGACAGCAUGCUGGCGCUGCCCAGCGACAUGCAGGCUGCCCGUGGCCUCACCGUGCUCUCGGUCAUGCUGUGCGCCGUGGCCCUGGCUCUAGGGGUGCUCGGUGUUAAGUGCACCAAGUGCGUGGGGGUCAACAGCCUCAAGGCGCGCAUCGCCCGUAUCUCGGGGGUACUCUUUGCUGUCGCCGGCUUCCUCUUCCUGGUUCCCGUCUGUUGGACCGCCCACUCCAUCAUCAGGGAUUUCUACGACCCGCACGUGGCUGCCCCACACAAGCGCGAACUGGGCCCGGGGCUCUACAUCGGCUGGGGGGCGGCGGCGUUGCUCCUGGUCGGCGGGUCUCUGCUGUACGCCGGCUCGAGUCCGCCCGGCAUGCCCGGCUCGCCCACCUUCAGUAGUGGAGAAAGCAGCCCCCGUCGGGCACCGGCUUCACAGGUUAAAGGCUACGUCUAACAUGGCCAACUUCAAGGUUUCCUCCCAACUGAUGAAAAGCCUGUUUCACCCUCCUCUUGAUAUUUAAUAUUUUCCAGCAGGGUUAGAGAAAAUUGAACUCCACCUCUGAUCAAAUAACCUUUUCUUCUAUGUAUGUCAUUGUAAAAUACAAUAAAACAGUUGGCCUUUA
Molecule: messenger RNA, 845 nt
Organism: Hippocampus comes (tiger tail seahorse)
Lineage: Eukaryota; Metazoa; Chordata; Actinopteri; Syngnathiformes; Syngnathidae
Gene: cldnk
Product: claudin k
Exons: 1
Coding region: 29-676 (215 amino acids)
Cellular component (GO): bicellular tight junction; membrane
Molecular function (GO): structural molecule activity
Source: RefSeq, a predicted model, not a curated record